AUAAGAAAUCAAGCCAUUCUCCAAUUGAUAAAUGGUCGAAGGAUAUGAACAAUUUUCAGAUGAUGAAAUUGAAACUAUUUGUACUCAUAUGAGUGUUCCAAAUCACUAUUGAUCAGAGAAAUGCAAAUUAAGAUAACUCUGAGACACCAUUACACACCUGUCAGAUUGGCUAAGAUCACAGGAAAAGCUAGUGACAAAUGUUGUAGGGGAUGAGGGAAAACUGGGACAUUGAUGUAUUGUUGGUGGAGUUGUGAAGGAAUCCAACCAUUCUGGAGAGCAAUCAGGAAUUAUGCCCAAAAAGUUAACAAACUGUGCAUACCCUUUGAUCCAGCAGUGUUACUACUGGGCUUAUAUCCCAAAGAGAUACUAAAGAAGGGAAAGGGACCUGUAAAGGGACCUGUAUGUGCCAAAAUGUUUGUGGCUAGAAAUUGGAAAUUGAAUGGAUGCCCAUCAAUUGGAGAAUGGUUAGGUAAAUUGUGAUAUAUGAAUAUUAUGGAAUAUUACUGUUCUGUGAGAAAUGAUCAGCAGGAUGAAUAUAGAGAGGCCUGGAGAGACUUACAUGAACUGAUGCUAAGUGAAAUGAGCAGAACCAGGAGAUCAUUAUACACUUCAAUAGUGAUACUGUUUGAGGAUGUAUUCUGAUGGAAGUGGAUUUCUUAGACAAAGAGAAGAUCCAAUUCAGUUCCAAUUGAUCAAUGAUGGACAGAAUCAGCUAUACCCAGAGAAGGGACACUGGGAAAUGAACGUGGACUACUUGCAUUUUUGUUUUUCUUUCCAAGUUAUUUUUACCUUUUCUUAUGCAACAAGAGAACUGUACAGAUCUGCACACAUAUAUUGUAUCUAAGAUUACUUUAACAUGUUUAACAUGAAUGAGACUGCCUGCCAUUUAGGGGAGGGAUGGAGGGAGAGAAGGGAAAAGUUGGAACAGAAGUGAGUGCAAGGGACAAUAUUGCAAAAAUUAUCCAUGCAUAUGUUCUGUCAAUAAAAAGCUAUAAUAAAAAAGGAAAAAAUGCUCCCAAUGUAAAAAAAAAAAAAAAAAAGUGAAUGACUGCCCUCAAUUAGAGACCAAACUCACCGGGAUUGAAGCCUGCCCAAAUAGCUUGGGCCAAGGAACAGAAGAGAGAAUCUCUAUAAUACCUUCAGCCCUUAUAGAAACCCAGGACCUCAAGGUAGAAAAUAAAAAGUACUUUGCAAUUUUUAAAGUACUACAUAAAUACUAGCUGUUAUCUGUGAGACAGCAAAGUGAUACAAAGUUAGAGGGUGUUAACAAAAUUCUACAGUCUUGGUUUUUAAACUUUGAGAAGCUGGAGCCACACAAAACAGAGACAGGCUUUAGAGAUCAAGUAGCAGUUUAAUUAAUCUCUAUCAGAAUGAGAAAUAUAGUUUGCAUGUUGGAAGUUUUCCUGGGCAGGAACCUCUUUCUGUUGCAGGAAAGGUAGAGAUUUUAUACACAAAUCAUAAGUAGGAAGGGGGGGGAGAAAGUGGAUUGCCAUACAAUCAUUUUCAGAGCCUAACUGCUCUCCCAUGACAAACUCAGGAAUCCAGGACAAUAGGGGUGUUCUCCAGUCCCAUAAGAACAGUCGAUAAAUGAUUGUUUCAAAUCAUAGGUUGUCACAGGUUGUUACUUGGUGGGGAACUGGAUCUGAGUUCUGGAGAAUGUUGUUAAGAAUUGAUUGAUCAUUUUAUGCUGCAUUGUGAGACUCCCAGGCCAGAAGCAUCUCUGAGAAAUCUAAAUUAUUAAUAUAUUCAUUACACAAAUUAUCUUGAUAAUUAUGAAAAUCAUUAUGAUUUUUCGUCAAGGACCAGCCUUAGAAACAGCAAUCCUUGGGUUUAAGACUUGCCUCUGACACAUGUCAUAGGUGUCAUGACACAAUGUCAUAGGUAAAUCAUGCGCCAGUCAUGCUUUGUGACAGAGGUAAAUCACCUGUCAGGGCCUCCAUUUAAUUCUUUAAAAAGACGGUAAAUUGCAAAUAGAUUGAUGACUUCCUUUGGUAGAGGAAGUUUCCAUACUUGAAUUUCUUUGAGGGAUGAAUACAGAUUUAAGCCAGUCACAGCCUCUUCCCUUCCCCGUUCUUCCCCCCAGGUGAAAGUUUAUUCAGACAUCUCAGUUUUCUCCUCUGAGUCUGACAUCCUCUGUAUAAUUAGAGUAUCGGACUGGAUGAAUGACAUACUAAAAUUCCUUCCAGCUCUAAAUUCUAUGAUCCCUUUUGGGUGCGAUUGAACCCUGGUGCUCCUAGCUUCCCACCCCGCUGCAGAACCAUCCGUUCGGGUACGAAAGCUUUUGCGAGACAGAAAGCCUGGCUGAAAAAGGAAAUUCCCCAAUUCGGAGCUGAGUGGAGCCGCUUGGGAACAGCAGGUGGAAAAGCCUAGGCGCUAAUCCCGAGACAGCUCUUGGAAGGAGGAGCCUGGGGAAAAGGAGGGGAGGGGCUGGAGAGUCCUGCAAGUGCCCCCCACCCCCACCCCAGGUCCUCGGCCGAGCCCAGCCCAGCGGGGUCCCCGAGGGCGCCCGGGUGGCAGCCCCGCCGCCGCCGCCGCCGGGCAGGAGCCGGGGCCCGCAGCCCGCCGAGCCUCCCGGGGCACCAUGGACUGGCUCGCUCAGCGCUGGCCGCCGCUUGCUGCUCAGAGCUGCCUUCGCCCCGGCUGCCUCUUUUGGCUCCUGGUGGCAAUGGCCUUCCUCCUGUCAUACCCUAUGCUGAGGACCAUCAGCCUCCAACUCCACUCAGCGGUUACUGGCAGUUACCUCUCUGGGACUCACUCAGUUGCCUUUGUCAACUGCCCCAAUGAACAGAUUGCCAGAGACAUAGCCAGAACCAUCCUAGAUAAGAAGCUGGCUGCCUGUGUGAAUAUCUUGCCGAGGGCCUCCUCUCUGUAUUUUUGGAAGGGAGAGAUUGAAGAAGCUACUGAAAUCCUUUUGUUAGUGAAAACGAAGACUUCCAAAAUACAUGAACUCUCUAACUACAUCAGAUCAGUUCAUCCUUUUGAAAUUCCUGAACUCUUCAGCCUUCCCAUCGACCAAGGAAAUCCUGUUUAUUUAAAGUGGAUUGAGGAAGGAGUAGCUGAGGACUGAGCAGAAGUCCACUCCACUUUCUGGUGUGACAGUUUUCACAUUGCUGUCUUUCACAGUGGGAAGAGCUUUCUAGAGAGCUGGGCAGGAAUAGAGACAGUUGUUGUCCUUUGGAUUGCAACACAUUUAGAAGAUAAUUAACUUAUGGAUUCUGAUGCUUUAUGUUAGCUCUUUGCCCAUUUCAGGUAAUGAGCAGAAGAAGUGAAAACAUAUUGAAUGGGAGAGAAGAAACUAUGUACUUCGACCCCUUCUUUCCCCUCAUGAUGAGAAUUUAAUUCUUUAAGGGGCUUGUGAGGGUUCGACCCUGCCUCUCUUCCCUAUAACCUACUACCAUAUACACUUCCAGAUAUACCACCAAUCCUUUGAAUGUCCUCUUUUCUCAGAAAGAAGCCCUUAGCAAAAAAUGGAAACUAGGCUAAAAAAGGUCUGCUUUUCAGUUGCCUUUAUUGCCUCUCUUAGGAAGAAAUCUGGUAAACUAAUUUUUACUCUUAAGUUAUGGAGCUAAAUAUGAUUUUUCCUCAAAAAUACUUUUUUCCUUUUAAAUUAUUUUAUUUUUCCCAAUUGCAUAUAAAACAUUUUUAACCUUCAUUCUUAAUGGUUUUGAGUUUUAAAUUUUCUUUUGCCCUCCUUCCUUUUCUCUUUCAUUGAAAAGGCAAGCAAAUUGUUAGUUAUAUAUAUGAUAGUCUUGCAAAACAUAUUUCCACAUCAAUCAAGUUUUGAAAGAAAACACAGAACAAAAAAAGCCCACAAAAAUUAGUUUUUUUAAAAGUAUGCUUUGAUCUGCAUUCAGAUUCCAUUAGUUCUUUUCCUGGAGGUAGAUGGCAUUUUUCAUUAUAAGUUCUCCAGAAUUGUCUUAGAUCAUUGUAUUGCUGCAAUAGUUAAAUCAUUCACAUUGACCAUCAUACAAUAUUGCUAUUACUAUGUACAGCUCACUUCACUUUGUAUCAGUUCAUGUGAUUCUUUCCAGGCUUUUCUGAAAACAUCCUGCUUGUCAUUUCUUAUAGUACAAUAGUAUUCUAUCAUAAUCAUAUGUCACAACCUAUUCAGCCACUUCCCAAUUGAUGGACAUUUCCUCAGUCUCCAAUUCUUUGCUACCAUAAGAAGAGCAGCUAUUAAUAUUUUUGUACAUAUAGGCCCUUUUCCCUUUUUUUUUUUUUGAGGGGAAGGAGAAUCUUGUUGGAAUAUAGACCUAAUAGCGCUAUUGCUGAGUCAAAGGGAAGAUAUAGAUCUAGUAGAGAUAUUCCUGAAUCAAAGGGUAUACAUGGUUUGGACAUAGUUUCGAGUUCACAAUUCUACCAACAAUGAAUUACUUUCUCAAUUUUCCCACAUCCCCUUUAACAUUUGUCAUUUUCCUUUUCUGUCAUAUUAGCCAAUCUGAUGGAUGUGGAGCAGUACCUCAGAGUUGUUUGGAUUUGCAUUGCUCUAAUCAAUAGUGAUUUGGAGCAUUUUUGUAUGACAAUAUAUAGCUUUGAUUACUUCAUCUGAAAAUUGCUCAUUCAUAUCCUUUGACUCUUUAUCAAUUGAGGAAUAACUUGUAUUCUUAGAAAUUUGACUUAGUUCUCUAUAUAUUUGAGAAAAUGAGGCUGGUAUCAGAGAAAUUUAUUUUAAAUCCCCCUCUCUCACUCCAGUUUUCUUCUUUCCUUUUAAUCUUGGCUGCAAUUGGUUUUGUGUGUGCAAAACUUUUUUUUAAAUUUAAUGUAAUCAAAAGUAUCCAUUUUACAUCUUGUAAUGUACUUUUUCUCUGAUUUGAUCAUGAAUUCUUCCCUUAUCCAUAGAUCUGACAGAUAAACUCUUCCACAGUCUCCUAAUUUGUUUAUGGUAUCACCCUCUAUGUCUAAAGCUGGUAUACAGUGUGAGAUGUUGGUCUAUAUUUAACUCCUGCCAAAUUACUUUCCAGUUUUCCCAGUAAUAUAUGUCCCCAAAGUAUGGAUCUUGAGGUUUAUCAAAUAAUAGAUCACAGUGAUCAUUAGUAAAUGGAUGUAUUCUAUUCCACUGAUCCCCUACGCUAUUUCUUAGCCAGUACCAGAUUGUUUUUAUGAUUACCACUCUGUAAUCCAGUUUGAGAUCUGCCAUAGCUAAGUUAUAAAAGGGGAAUUUAAAAAGAGCUUGAAGAGGGCAAUGUUUAACCCAAAAUAAUACUUUUCAAGAUUCUCUGUAGUGGAUGGAGGGGGGAGCUUUCCCAAUCUCCUCAAAACACCCUUGCCCUGACAAAUCUUAUCCUUGUUCAUGCUGAUCCUGGGAAAUAUUUAGACUUUCCUGGACAGAAAUCCACAUCCCUAAAAAGAGAGAAUAUUGGUAGCAAUCCAGAAGAUGAUGAAGGGCAUCUCCAGCAAUGAAAGAAAGGGAUUUGGUAUUUGAACUCCUCUCUUUCUGUAUUGGGGAUAAAAUAGUUAUCCAGGACCUCUAGACUACAUAUGAUCACUUUCUAACCUUGUGUGGCUAACAAAAGGACCAGUUUGAAAAAAAAGAAUUCAUGUUGGAUUUGAAGAAAACAAAUGGCCAAAUACCAGAUAUAGACAGAAUAAGCAUGAGUAAGGCAUCCUUCGUAGUACUCACAAUGCUAACCUCUGGUUUAGACAUUGCGUCUGAGAAUUGUGGAAUUAGAGCAUGAUAGAGACUGAAGUACCUUAGGGAUUAAAAUUGACAUUUUACAGAUAAGAACCCUAAGGCUCAGAAAGACAGGGUGACUAACUCAGGUUUACCCAGCCAGUAAUUGCCAAACUGUCACCAGACUCUCAGGCCUGUGCUCUUUACUUUCAGGGAGGGACCUUAAAUCUAGGGCCCAUGGUCCAUAGGCUAAUUUUUGGCCCCUUUGGCCCUCCUCACACCCAUAUUUAUUAUACAGUUCCUUGUAUACAGGAAUAAGCAUUCAAUUAACAAGUAUAUGUGAAGAAAAAUAUGAAUUUAGAUAGUCAUCAUGUAAAACAAAUAAUGUUAUAAAUUUAAAACAAAUAUGAAACACAUUCAAAAUCAUUAUAGGGUUGCUCUAGGUUUUUUUCAAUCCUGUCCUACUUUUCAUGACUUCUUUGGGAUUUUCUUGGCAAAAAUACUGGAGUAAUUUGCCAUUUCCUUCUCCAGUUCAUUUUACAGAUGAGGAAACUAAGGCAAACAGGAUUAAGUGACUUGCUCAGGAUCACCCAGUUAUUAAGUGUCUGAGGCCAGAUUGAACUCAGGAAGAGGAAUUUUCCUUACUCUGGCCCCAGGAUUGUAUCCACUGCAUCCUCUAGUUGCCCCAUUACAGGGGAGGUGGAGCAUUUGACUGCUCACCAAAUGAUCUGAAGUUCCAAUGAUCAUAAUCGACAUCCCUUUAAUAUAUAAUUUUACUUGAACCUCAAAGGAAUCUUGUGAGGUGGGUAUUGCAGGGAUUACCUGUUUCAUAGAGGAGGAAACUGAGAUGCAGAGAUGAAUGACCUGCCCCUGGUCUCCCUGCCAGUUAGAUAUGAAUGGAGGAUGAGAAUCCAGGCCUUCCUGACCUUCUUUAGUUCUUUCUUUACCACAUUGUGCUACCUCAAGGUGCUACUUAGGGCGCCUAUUGAUUGUGAAAGAUAUUGGAACUCCAGCUCAACCUCUCUGAAAUUCCCAUAGUAUUAAAUUCCAAAAGAUGCUGCCUUAUUGUGAAUAUUGUAUAAGAUUCAAGUUUAAAAGGAUACUGUCAGUACAAGGAUACCAAGGUAGAAAGGGGGGUUAAAACAUUUCCUGUGAGGAAUACACAAGCAUAUUCGCUUAGUGUUUUCCCUGGGCUACCCCAGUCUCUUCCUCCCAUAUUAUAGUAUCUAUAGGUUGGAUCCUUCAUUGGCUCUUUAUCACAUUUUGCUUUGAAUUGUCAUUUGCCUUUUCACACAUUUUAGUCUUGACUUCCUAACUAGACUGUAAGCUCCUUGGGGGAAGGAAUUGUUUUUCCCAGUUAACCUUUUUUCUCUCUGUUGCAGGGGUCCUCAAACUGCGACCCACAGGCCAGAUGCAGCAGCUGAGGACGUUUAUCCCCCUCACCCAGGGCUAUGAAGUUUCUUUAUUUAAAGGCCCACAAAACAAAGGUUUUGUUUUUACAAUAGUCCAGACCUCCAGCAGUCUGAGGGACAGUGAACUGGCCCCCUAUUUUAAAAGUUUGAGGACCCCUGCAUGCAUGGCACAAUUCUCUGCACAAAUAAGGCACUGAAUAAAUGUGGCCAUUUAGACGAUUUUUCUCCAAAGAUAAAUGAAAAAGAAUGGAAAUUAACCCAGUGGAUUGUGGUUUGUUUUGUUAGUUUGUCUUUUUUUUUUUUUUUUUUUUUUUUGGUUAAGAAAUUACAAUUUCUUAAAUCAUGUUUGCACUGAAGAAAAGAAGGCAAGGAAAAGAACUGAGAAAUAGGAAGGCUUUGUUUUUCUCAUCAUUCCUUUCAGAAGUCUCAACUGAAAUACAGGAACUUAUGGUGUACAAAUUUUCCAUCUGUAUCUAUUCUUUCUUUACUCCAUUCUUUUCUCUCAUUUCUGGAACCUCAAAACUUUAAUUUUCUCCUGAACUUCACUGUCCUUAUUCUUCUUCUCUUUCACCUCCCUUAGUCUUCUCCUUUCUCAUCAACACUUAAAUCUUUUGGGAGAGUAAGCUUCUUGUUUUGUGUUCAGAUUAUCUUCAACACUGUUUAAAUUGUCAUAUGCCUUAAAAUAAAUGGGGCCAUUCUCUUGUAAGCCCUCAGCUUCUGCAUCUACUACAGUAUAAACAAGGAAUUUACUCUCUGAGUCAAGGGAAGAAAGAGCCAAAAUGGUGGGUGUUCUGCCUUCACUUAUAUUUUAAAGUAUAAGUUAUUUUUAAAAAUUUAUUUAUAUAUUUUACUUUUAAAUUUCUUUUCUCCCUCCCACCCCACUCCAUGAUACUAUUAUGUCUAUGUGAGUAUAUCUAUGUGUAUAUUAUGUAUUUUGUGUUACAAAAUCUGUCUUUUGUUACUAUUGUCGUUUUUCAGCCUUAUAAUUGUAGGAAUAAAAAUGCUCAUUACAGAAUUAUAUAUCUUAAAUGGUAUAUAUUUUAAAUGUAGAUAAUAUAUAUAUAUGCAUGCAUAUAUGUCCAUAUAUUUAAAUAUAAGCAUACAUAUACAUACAUACACACACAGACAUAUUAGUAUCAAAUGGUAGUCUUCUUUAGGAUGAGAAAGAAGGGAAAAGUAAACAGCAAAGAAUAAAAGAAAACUCGGGGAAACACAGAAAAGCAAGGUAAUUUUGAAAAUGAUGUAUUUAUUACAUAGAAUUAAAAAAAACUGCAGUGGUGGGCUCAUGGUUUCAUAUUGAAUCCUUUUUUGUGUGCUGUGGACAUAGAAAUGCUUUUUAUCUCCCUUUUUUGUAUUUAAGCUCAAAAUGAAUUUUAAAAAUAAAAGAAGCAUAUAUAAUACUGAAA
This is a messenger RNA of Antechinus flavipes (yellow-footed antechinus), 8429 nucleotides long. RefSeq names its product protein CutA homolog. The record is from RefSeq and is a predicted model, not a curated record. Gene Ontology annotation, molecular function: copper ion binding. Bases 2582 to 3067 code for a protein of 161 amino acids. Gene Ontology annotation, biological process: response to metal ion. The transcript has 6 exons. NCBI's taxonomy places the organism in Eukaryota, Metazoa, Chordata, Mammalia, Dasyuromorphia, Dasyuridae.